GUCCUAGACGGCAUAAAAAGUAAUCGGCAACAAAUAUAAUGAUAUACGAUGAUCAGUUGGACAAAUGUUAAAGUUCUAUCGUCGGUGCUUCUCGGUUGAAGCGUCAUUUUACUCAGGGAAUAUACAGGCGUAUAUCCUUUUUCUAUGAUGAGACGAGAAUGUAUAUAUUUGUUUCUUUUCUUUUUUAUUUCUUUUCGAAUCUGCAUAGAUUCGCAUUUAAAGCAAUGCAAUAUUCUCGAGAACUCAAUGAUAAUUGUAUCGAACUAGAUCGAACACAACAAAAAGAAAAGCAAUUGGAGCAAGUGGCAUUACACCAGGAUAUUGUUUCAGACAACCACUUUUUGAAAAAUAAAUGGGAACGCCAUAAAAAUCAGGAUCAAUGGAACAAGUCGAGCAAUCAUGACAACGAACAACUUUAUUUCAAGGCCAAAGAAAGUACAUCGACCUCUCUUCGUUCCCUUAAUUCCUCUUUAACACCCAACUAUUCUUUGAAUAAUAGCACAGUCUCAGAUCUAAAUACAUAUUUGUACCAGCCUUAUCCUACCCUUCCUAGAACAACUACAUAUAGACAUCGGCUGACCACUACUUUGUGGGAAGAUGAGAAUACAAUAUGUUAUCAAGUUGAUUGUCGAGGGAUAUGUGUUGCUCGUCGACAAGAUAAUGACAUGAUCAAUGGUACCAAAUUAUUAAAUGUAGCAGGCAUGUCUCGAGGUAAAAGAGAUGGUAUCUUAAAAAAUGAGAAAGGAAGAGUCGUUGUCAAGAUAGGUGCGAUGCAUCUUAAAGGUGUUUGGAUUUCAAUUGUAAGAGCUAAAACGCUUGCCAGCCAAUUUAAAAUUCUAGAUACACUUUACCCACUCUUUUCAGACGAUCCGACUGUUUAUUUAUACCCGUCGCAUUUUCGUCAAAUGAAUCGAUUGAAUCAAUAUUCAAGAUCAAGAGCAGCUUCAUCCUUUCAUAAAGCAUAUAGAAACUAUUCAUCUUAUCAUAAUAUUAUGGAUGAUAACUUAAGAACGUCUUUUACAAAUGAUCCAAGCUCGGCUUCAAAUGAGGAUAUAUAUGGCAUAUAUCAUUGCCAUUCCUCCUCCUCAUCAUCAGCAGUGCCACAUGGUCUUGUUGAUUUGUAUUUACAAGACAAAGAUUAUACCGAAAAUUCUGCCGCUUCUUCUAGUCAGUUUAUAACGAAAGGACCAAAUCUUAAUUCAAUUGCAAACAGCAGUAAAGAACAACAAGAAUUACUUGGCAAUACCAAGCGGCAUUCUACUGAAAAUGGUGUUUUCAUGUCAAAAAAGGCUUCUACAGAUCAAGAGUUUCCAAAUAACCACUUGUUUCUACCAUAGAUGCUUUUUUAAAGAUAGGAAUUUGUAUACUACAUGACACAAUGUGAAGGUUUCCCUUAAACCUGAUUACGAAAGUUUCAAUUAAUUGGAAGGCUUUACUUUUAGAAAUAAAAAUAGUGUGACUAUAGAUAACGGAUCGGAAAAAAGAGAAUUAGAAUGAGCAAGCACUUUUUUGUA
Messenger RNA from Gilbertella persicaria, 1514 nucleotides. RefSeq lists its product as uncharacterized. Gene Ontology annotation, molecular function: sequence-specific DNA binding; DNA-binding transcription factor activity. Gene Ontology annotation, biological process: positive regulation of transcription by RNA polymerase II. Gene Ontology annotation, cellular component: nucleus. NCBI's taxonomy places the organism in Eukaryota, Fungi, Mucoromycota, Mucoromycetes, Mucorales, Choanephoraceae. The record is from RefSeq and is a predicted model, not a curated record. Bases 159 to 1337 code for a protein of 392 amino acids. The transcript has 6 exons.